CUAAAUUGAAUCCAAUAUAUAUAGGACCUGAAGGAUUGGUGUAUUGUACUCUUAUCUUAACCCGUCCACGCAACCCCCACUCAAUUUUACCGUUUAUUUGACCUUGUAUCGUCAAUAUUCUGUCGCUAUCCGUUGCCACUCCAAGCACAAGAAUAGCAUCACCUGUUCGCACACAAAUCCGAAAAAAAGUUCCCACUUUCGCGAUUACAAAGGCAAUCAACAUCGUAUAAACUUGAUAAAAGGAUAAACAAGUGUCCCAUUAAUAAGUUUGACCAGCCUGGCACACACAAGACUUUCAAACAAGUCCGUUUCCUCUUGCAAAAAAUAAAGGAAGAGAGAAUCUCCAAUUGAUUGAGUAAAGGCAUAACCAGAACUUUGUUUCACUUGCCCCUAUUUUGCUUUCUUUUCACUAAAAUGUCAUUCAAACUUUUAACUCAAACCAACAUCUCGGUGAUUGCUCUGGCUACCCCACCUCCGCUUUUAGCAAUCCCACAACAAUCGCUCAUCAAGGGUUUGCCCGAUGGAAUUCUUGCCAUCAUUGCGCCUGUGGUGAUGUAUUGGACAUAUGCCACUUUUUUCCAUAUCAUUGAUGUGUAUGAACUUGCAGAAAAAUAUCGUAUCCAUCCUUCUGAAGAAGAAGUUUCUAGAAAUAAAGUAACUCUUCGCGCCGUGGUGCAAGAUGUGAUACUUCAACAUAUCAUUCAAUCCAUCGUAGCCUAUUGUGUAUAUCGUUUAGACCCAGUGGUUACCACUGGACAUGAACUUUAUACCAUGUGGACCUUGAGACAUUCUUCAUUUAUGCCAUCAUUUGUUUCUGAUUCGGCCAUUUACAUUGGUUACACAUAUUUAUGGCCGGCAACCAGAGUGUUUAUUGCCCUUACCCUUAUUGAUUCUUGGCAAUAUUGGUUGCACAGAAUCAUGCACACCAACAAGGCUCUUUAUCGUAGAUUCCAUUCAAGACAUCAUCGUUUAUACGUUCCAUAUGCUUAUGGAGCCUUGUAUAACGAUCCUGUAGAGGGCUUUCUUUUGGACACCCUCGGUACAGGAAUCGCGGGCAUUAUCACCGGAUUAUCUCCACGUGAGGCUACCAUUUUGUACACUUUUGCCACCAUGAAGACGGUUGAUGAUCAUUGUGGUUAUAGAUUACCAUACGAUCUUUUCCAAAUAAUCUUCCCUAACAAUUCAAUCUAUCACGAUAUUCAUCACCAGAAUUGGGGGAUCAAGCAUAACUUCUCCCAGCCUUUCUUCACCAUAUGGGACAGAAUGCUUGGUACUCAGUAUGAGUUUGUACAAGACUACAAGACUAAACAAAGCCAAAUCACCUUGACCAAGUACAAGGAAUUCUUGGCCAAUAGAAAGAGCAAGUCGAUCGAAAAAAAGGCCAAGACUAAUUGA
This is a messenger RNA of [Candida] anglica, 1395 nucleotides long. NCBI's taxonomy places the organism in Eukaryota, Fungi, Ascomycota, Pichiomycetes, Serinales, Debaryomycetaceae. The record is from the annotation of a GenBank genome assembly.